This is a messenger RNA of Owenia fusiformis, 1795 nucleotides long. The record is from the annotation of a GenBank genome assembly. NCBI's taxonomy places the organism in Eukaryota, Metazoa, Annelida, Polychaeta, Sabellida, Oweniidae.
AACAAAAUAUACGUAAAAUUGAAGAAAAUCGUAGUUUUCGUCGUAUAAAUCGUUGUUUUCGUCGUAUUCUAGUCUUUACUCAUGGCGGAUUGUAUACUUCAAAGGAUCAAUGAAAUUUAGAAAUCACUAUUUGAUAGCGGGAUUGCUGCUGAAAUUGUUAACGAGAUCUGUAGCAGUGACACCUAGAUUUGUAACCAUGGCAACAUCCUGCCCAAUGCCAUCUUCAAAUGCUUUCAAGGAUAUCACAUCUUGCGCCAAAAUUAUGGAUGACUUUACUCAUAACACUAAACUUGAUGUCUUGCAAGAUCAACCUCGUCGAUAUUUAUGGACAGAUGCUUUUGCAGUUUGUAACUUUAUUCAGCUUUAUAAAGAUACAGGUGUAAAGCUUCAUCUUGAUCGAGCGAUCAGUUUGGUUGACCAAGUACAUCAUACGUUAGGCCGGUUUAAAUCUGAAAUAGAUAGCAGGUUGGGAUGGAUCAGUGGUCUGGAUGAAGAAACAGGAAAGUUGCACCCAACUCAAGGUGGUUUGCGAAUUGGAAAAUCCAUGCUGGAACGAGGUUCUCAUGAGUCGUAUGAUGAUGAGCUAGAAUGGGACAGGGAUGGUCAAUACUACCACUAUGCUACAAAAUGGAUGCAUGCAUUAUUAUGCGUUUCCAUGAUAACCAAGGAUGACAAGUAUGUGAUAUGGGCUGAAGAACUUGUCAAGGGAGUUCAUUCAAAGUUUGUAUACAAAUAUGGGUCAACGUUAAGAAUGUAUUGGAAAAUGAGCAUUGACUUGAGCAGACCACAAGUGAGGAGUAUGGGACACCAUGAUCCUUUGGACGGACUAAUAACAUACAGAGCUAUUAAAGCUGCUCGCCCAAAUGCUGACAUCGAUUCUGAAAUUUCUGACUUGGAAAAGAUUUGUGAACACAAAGACUGGAGUACAGAUGAUUCUCUAGGGCUUGGCAGUCUUCUCUCUGAUGCAUUAAGACUCAUGAAAAUUAUCUGCGUUACAGAGGAUUUAUCUGGGUUGCCACUCUUGAAGAAAAUCCUUGAGGAUUCGAACAAAGGACUGAAAUCAUUUGCGCGUCGUGGAUUAAAAGGAAAAGCAGAGAGGCGAUUAGCAUUCAGAGAACUGGGUCUUGCAAUUGGGAUGUCCGCUGUUCCAUUAAUGCAAAGUUUGAUUGAUGGAAACCAGCGAAUUUUUAACCAAGAUCCAUCUAUACAGAAACUGGUGACAGAGAUGAAACAAUACAUGGAACAAUUCAACCAUGAUGUUAUUACAUUCUGGCUUGACCCGAAGUCCCAGAAAUUUGGAAGCUGGACAUCACACUUAGAUAUCAACAUGGUUAUGCUAGCUACUAGCCUUAAUUCUGGUGGAUUUUUGCAAUAAUAGACUGUUUCAAAAGUUGCACUUAUUGUUUGCCUUGGUGUCAUUUACAGACACUUCAUAUUAAUUAAGAUUCCUAAAUAAGUUUUGUUACUAUGGAAACAAUGAUGUACAAUUUUGUACAAUUAAGAGAACAAUAGGCUUUGGAAUUCUAAACUCAUGAAAUUUCUUGUUAAUGACCCCCCUGGCAUAAUAAUGGUCCUAUUUGGGUGGACUACUUUUACACCAAAACUGGAAAAUGCCAUUUAUUCAUUUUUUCCAUUUUGUUAAAUAAAAUAAGUUGUGUUAAAUGUUCACUAGCUGAUGUAAUGUCAUAAAAUUCAUCUCAAAGUUGCCCUUCCAUAUCUGUAUCAGACUCGAUGAAUUGUUUAUGAUUUGAACAAUGUGUGUCUUGUCUCCAGAUUUUGAAUGAGGGUGGUAGCC